AAUUAUUCAUGACGUUGCGUACGUAGCUUAUAUUUCUCACAAAAAGGAGGCCAUUUAAUUGCUCGAUCUCAUUGACGGCAGAACUGCCAUAUAGCUACAGUGUCUGAAGACCAUUUUCAGGAAGGAGCGGAAAAAGAACAUUCAACAUGUCCGACGAGGGAAAGCUGUUUGUUGGUGGCUUGAGCUUUGAUACCACAGAGGAUGUCUUGGAAGAGGCCUUUUCAAAGUAUGGGAGCAUCACGAAAGCUGAUGUGAUCAGAGACAGGGAAACGGGCAGGUCGAGAGGGUUUGGCUUUGUAACGUUUGAAAACCCAGAGGAUGCCAAGGACGCCAUGAAUGGCAUGAACGGAAAGGACCUUGAUGGCAGAUCUAUCCGGGUAGAUGAGGCUGGAAAAUCUGGAUCGAGGUCCGGAGGAGGAUUCAGAGGGGGCAGGGGUGGAGGGAGUGGAUUCUACCAGCAAAGGGGGGGCCGGGGUGGAAGAGGUGGAGGAUACGGGGGUGGAGACCGGUAUGGAGGCGACAGGAGUUACGGAGACCGGAGCGGAGGUUACGGUGGCGGUGGAUAUGGCGGUGGUGGCGGAGGUUACCAGAGGAGCAGCGGUGGUGGAAGAUACGGUGGCAGCAGCGGUGGCGGCGGCGGUGGAGGAUACUACAACAGAGACAGGGAACAGCACUCCUACAGGGAAAGCUAUGACGGCUAUCCAAACGAAUAAAAAUCCUCCUGGUUCAAGACCAUCCCUUCGCUGGCUGUAUUUAAAAAGAUGCACUCUUCGAAGAAUUUGUUUUGAUUCUGCAAGUGUUUUUUUUUGGUGUUCUGAAUAGAGGCAUUUCUGUUUCGGCAGCAGAAAGAUUUGAUGCAUCAGCUUUAGGAGAUGCCUACUCUUGUAGCGUUUCAUUUUGGUCACUGUAAGAUGGUGAACUGUUCACAAGGAUUUCUGUACCACAAGCUCAUCAUGCAGUACUUUUGGCAGAGAAACUGAACCAAGACUUUGCAGCUGUUUUUUAACAUUUCUAUAUACAAACAGGCUUGUUCCAUGAGUAAGUGUAUACUGGUAAACAGCCUGGCAGUGUUAACAACUUUGAUACCCCCCCACUCCCCAAACCACAACCUGUUCAUUAAACUCUCGACUCCAAAAUGCCUCGUUGGUUCUAUGUAACGAUUCGCAAUUGCCAAUUGGCCUUUGACCUAUUUAAGCCCCGUUCUAAACAUUUAUUUUAAAUGCUCACUUUUUUUCUUUUUAAUCCUGGGGUCAUGAUAGACUGUGACAUGCCUCAUCGUUUUCUGUAAUGGCAGUUCUUUAGCGUAGCAAGGUUGGAAUUUUUCAAUAAAUCACUGCAAUAUGGCCUCAUUAAAAAAAACUAAAAAAAAAAAAAAAAA
Conger conger (European conger) is the source of this 1378-nucleotide messenger RNA. Its product is annotated as cold-inducible RNA-binding protein B-like. Lineage: Eukaryota; Metazoa; Chordata; Actinopteri; Anguilliformes; Congridae. Gene Ontology annotation, molecular function: RNA binding. Bases 147 to 713 code for a protein of 188 amino acids. The record is from RefSeq and is a predicted model, not a curated record. The transcript has 7 exons.